This is a messenger RNA of Pleuronectes platessa (European plaice), 1496 nucleotides long. RefSeq names its product alpha-2-HS-glycoprotein 2 (gene ahsga). Gene Ontology annotation, molecular function: cysteine-type endopeptidase inhibitor activity. Gene Ontology annotation, cellular component: extracellular matrix; blood microparticle; extracellular region. The record is from RefSeq and is a predicted model, not a curated record. Bases 112 to 1278 code for a protein of 388 amino acids. Lineage: Eukaryota; Metazoa; Chordata; Actinopteri; Pleuronectiformes; Pleuronectidae. The transcript is spliced from 7 exons. Gene Ontology annotation, biological process: negative regulation of endopeptidase activity.
UUUUCAGUUUAAGGUGCAGGAUAUAUACAGCGCAGACUGCAUGAGUUUUUUCCUCUCUUCCUUUCCCCUUUCUGCACCACUGCUCUGAUAUCUCUUACAUCUCUCGCAGACAUGAAUCCUCUGGGCUUCGCUGUGGUUCUUGGACUUCUGGUUGGGACGUGGGCUCAGGUCAACGUACUGCGGCCGCCAUGUGAUUCCCCUGAUGUGGAGGAGGCUGCGAUGGUGGCCCAGGAUUACCUCAAUGGCCAGCAUGUUCACGGCUACAAGUAUGCACUGAACAGGAUCGAGGACAUCAAGAUCUAUUCCGGGGCUGAUGGAGUCGACACAUACGUCCUUGAAAUUGACCUGCUGGAGACAAACUGUCAUGUGAUGGACCCCACACCUGUUGCCAACUGCACAGUCCGACCCAAAAUCUCGACGGCCGUGGAGGGAGACUGCGAUGUGGUGCUGAAGAAAGUUGCCGGAGUUCUGACUGUGACUGCGUUCAAGUGUAAAACAGACGAAUCAAGAGAGGACAUGUGCGGGGGCUGUUUCGAUCUCCUCCCUCUGAACCACACUUCAGGGCUGGACUUUGUGCAGGCCUCACUGGCGACCUUUAAUAACAAUACUGGGAAUGUGACUUACACCAUCAUGGAGGUUGGAAGGAUGUCGUCACAGGUUCUGUUUCCUUCGGCACGGUAUUCAGUAGAAUAUGUCGUGGUUGAGGCUAAUUGCACUGGCACCACCUGCAUUCCUCUGAAUGACCCCAUGGCUCAACGUGGCUUUUGUACUGCCACAGGUGUCAAAGCUGCUCACGAUGUGGACUGCAGGAUGUUCCCUGCUCCCAUGAUGCCCGUUGUAGAUGCCAACAGCACUGUGGCUGCAGCUCCAGCCAUGCCACCAAUGGUCCACGUACAUACAGGCAGUCUGCCACACAAGCACGGUCUGAGACACCACAAACUGACCUCUCUCCAUAACCCUCAUCUGAGUGGCCAUCUUUCAGCGUCAGGGGAGUCAGCGGAGUCCGCAGAAGUUGUACCUGUGGUCCCUGCAGUGGUCGAUGCUGCUGCACCUGUUGCAGCAACUGCAGAUCCCGCUCCAGCUGCUGAUCCUCCUGCUGCUGCUGAUCCCGCUCCAGCUGCCGACUCUGUAUCAACCUCAGAAUCCUCCAUUAGUAAAGAGGUCCCUGUUGCUGUGUCUAAGAGAGAUGUAGCUGCUGCUGCUGCUGCUGCUAUAUUAGCAGUCAAUAUCCCUGCAGCUCCUCCAGCAUGUCCAGGAAGGGUCAGAUUCUUCAGUUGAACAGAUCCCGCAGAGUCUCCUUCUUUGCUUUCUUCAGCUGUAUUGGUGCCAGUGUAACUUUAAUUGAUGCAGAAACAUGUGAUGUGGUAGGUUGAUGUUACGCAAUAUGUUUCCUACAAACCAAGAGUAAUCUAAAUUGUCGAAAGAGCGUAAUGUGUUGCAAAACAGGAAAAUGAUAGAGAUUUGCAUUUCAUUCUGAAUAAAUCUGUCAACUCCAA